Emericellopsis atlantica is the source of this 1796-nucleotide messenger RNA. Its product is annotated as major facilitator superfamily domain-containing protein. Lineage: Eukaryota; Fungi; Ascomycota; Sordariomycetes; Hypocreales; Bionectriaceae. The transcript is spliced from 7 exons. Bases 1 to 1596 code for a protein of 531 amino acids. The record is from RefSeq and is a predicted model, not a curated record. Gene Ontology annotation, cellular component: membrane. Gene Ontology annotation, molecular function: transmembrane transporter activity. Gene Ontology annotation, biological process: transmembrane transport.
AUGUCCAAGUCCAUCACCUCUGUCGAACCUAGCCCAUUGGCUACCGCCAAAGAGCAUGCCAGCACCGACAUGAAUUAUCCGCCCGAGGUGGCGGCGUUGAUGAAGGAGUUCACCGGUGCCAAGUAUACCAAGCUCAUGCGUAAGCUUGACAUGCGACUUAUCCCGAUUGUGAGUAUACUUGACCUUAUCAUGUUCGUCAAUGCUGACGCUGCGUUCCCAACUGGCAAUAUUGCCAACGCUCGGCUGGCUGGUCUCGAGGAGGAUCUCGGCAUGGAAGGCGACCAGUAUAAUGUUGCCCUGACCAUCUUCUUCGUCUCCUACAUCGUCUUCGAGGUACCUGCCAACAUGGCCCUCAAGUACCUAUCACCACGCAUCUGGAUCACACUGAUUGCCGUGUCCUGGGGACUUGUCAUGACUCUCAUGGGUCUUGUUCACAACUACGAGGGUCUACUGGCGGCACGGUUCAUGUUGGGCGUGCCAGAAGCUGGAAUAUUUCCUGCCGCCGCAUACUACAUCACGAUAUGGUACUCACGACACGAGGCCAUGUAUCGGACGGCACUCUUCUAUGCCACUGCUUCUUUAGCUGGCGCCUUUUCCGGCCUUCUUGCGUAUGCCAUCACACUCAUGGACGGCAUAGGCGGUCUUGCCGGAUGGCAGUGGAUCUUUAUCCUUGAGGGUAUACUGACUGCCUUGUGCGGCUCCAUGGCGUACUUCACCAUCUACAACGGCCCCGACUCGGUCUCGUGGCUCACAGAUGAAGAGAAGGCGUACAUCAAGGUGAAGCUGGCGUAUGACGGCAACAGGUCAGGCAUGGGCGCCUCAGAGGAAGGGUCCAAGAAGAAGUAUAUCAAAGACGCCUUUUGCGACUGGCAGGUCUAUCUCAGCGUCGUCAUCUAUUUGGGCAUCUCCGUCUCAACAUAUGGCAUUGUCUUUGGCCUUCCCACCAUUGUGUCCACCCUCGGAUAUACCGACCGUGCUGCCCAGCUCAUGACGAUCCCCCCCUACGUUACAGCCUGCAUCCUCACCAUCGUCGUCGCUCACCUUUCCGACCGACUCAAACGCCGAGGCUACUUCAUCGCUGGCUCCCUGGCUUUUGCUCUCGUAGGCUUCAUCAUUGCCAUCACGACGGCAGGACAUGCGAACCUGGCGGGUGUUACGUAUGCAGGUUGCUUCAUUGCCUGUUGUGGAUUCUUCCCAGCUUUCCCAGGCGUCAUUUCCUGGCUUGCGAACAACCUCGCGGGGCCGUACAAGCGCGCCAUUGCCAUGUCGCUACAAAUCUGUAAGAGAUCUCCCUACAAUACUCCUUUGAGUGAAGGAAAAUUUGCAUUGGGCAAUACCGGCGGGCUUAUUGGAUCCAAUAUCUACCUGGCGCGAGAGAAGCCACGGUACACGACAGGCUACGGUAUCUCGAUCGGGUUUAUUAGCUUGGCCAUUGUGGCGACGGGUGUCAUGAUGGCCGUCCUGUCUUUGAAGAACAAGAAACGGGACCGGUAUGUUGAGCAGAAAGGGGGUCCGGACGGCGUGGUGGACCAGCACGGUGAUGUCGCGUUGACAGAGAUGGGUGACAAAAGUCCCCUUUUCAGAUACACGCUGUGAUGUGGAGCAUGCAUCUCGGGAACGCGUGGAAGAAGAGAGAGCUUACUCUAAUUAGCUUGGGUUUCUAAUCUUGUUGAGUAUCAGAACACACUUGUUUGUCAUGUACUAAGGAGUACUACUGUUUAGCUUUGUGAUUUGUCUCAUGGGACAGCCAUUGGAAAGAAGACUGAGGCAAUCUGCUGAGCUAGGCCAGGUUGACU